AUGGAUCCAAACUUCACCUUGCUUUCUCAACCAUCCCGGGCCUGCUCAUACCUGGCAGAACCUUGUACCAAAGAUGGAAGAAGCCCGUCCCCCAGAGAACAGGGCAGAGACUCCCCAUUUCCCUGGAGCCAGGUCCCCAGCUCCAGCCUCGCUGACCCUGACUGGUUUUGGGAUGAGCACAUCCAGGCAAAGAGGGCCAGAGUAGAGACCAUCGUCCGAGGCAUGUGCCUCUCCCCUAACCCUCCAGUGCCAGGCAAUGCCCCAGCCAGGGACAGCCCGUGCUGCCCAGAGCGGAAGAGGAAGCAGAACGUUCCCGUGCAGCAAGGCCCCUCGAAGCCAGGCCCUGCCGGGGACCGGGGAAGCAGGAAGGGGGGCCCUCGGGUGAGAGAACAGCUUCACCUGCUGAAGCAACAGCUAAAACACCUGCAGGAGCACAUCCUGCAGGCUGCUGAGCCCAAGGCUGCAGCUCAGGGCCUGGGAGGCUCAGAGACAGGGAAGGGUCCUCUGAGUGUGAAGCAGAGGAAUGGCUCUGGGUCUAGGGCCUGGGCUGUGGACAGUGCCCACCACGGUUCCAGCGGAGACCCCUCCAGGGUGGAGAAACACAGAGUGUCUGAGGUCAAACACCAGUCUGAGGAACCCAGGUUCCUUCCUUCUGGAGCACGGGCUUUGCUGGAGAUUCUGAAGAAAGAACUGACGGGGGCCAUAUCCCAGGCUGUGGACUCAGUAUUACAGAAGGUGCUAUUGGAUCCAUCAGGCCACCUGACUCACCUGGGCAGAAGCUUCCCGGGGCUGGUGCCAGACGGUAGAAGCGAGCCCUCGCCUCCUGAGGGAGGUGCCUGUAAAGAUCCACUUCCUCUGGCUGCCUUGCCCAGGAGGGCCCAGCCGCAGACAGGGGCUCCACUGGGAAACUUAUCUCUGGCCAAGCCUCUAGAUUCUCCCAGGUACCCUGUCUCUCCGAGAAUGAUCCCUAAACCCUAUCAGGGUCCCCCAGCAAACUGUCCCCUGACUGUGCCUGCCCACAUCCAGGAAGAUCAGAUUCUCAGCCAGCUACUGGGCCAUGGACCCAGUGGCCACUGGAGGGGCAAUCUUCCGCAGGACUCAUCUCCCGAGAGUCACCCCUCCUCAGAGGUGGCCCUGCGACCUUGGGGAGCUGCCAAACUGCGACCACUGGCUUUGAGCCAGCAACAGUGCCCCUGGCUCUUCACGUCCACCUGCUUGGAAAGACUGCCCCUCGUUCCCUCAGUGAAAAUGGAGCAAGGUGGCCUGCAGGCUGUCACGGACGCACUUCCUUUCUCUUCAGCCCAAAUCCAGGAGGGCCUCAACCCUGGUCACUUGAAGAAGGCCAAACUAAUGUUUUUCUUCACACGCUAUCCCAGUUCCAACCUCCUGAAGGCUUAUUUUCCUGAUGUUCAGUUCAACCGCUGCAUUACCUCCCAGAUGAUCAAGUGGUUCAGCAACUUUCGUGAGUUUUAUUAUAUCCAAAUGGAGAAAUUUGCCCGGCAAGCAAUUUCAGAUGGUGUCACAAAUCCCAAAAUGCUGGUGGUUCUCCGCAACUCGGAGCUUUUUCGAGCUCUCAAUAUGCACUAUAACAAGGGAAACGACUUUGAGGUCCCAGAUUGCUUCUUGGAAAUCGCCAGCUUGACAUUACAGGAGUUCUUCAGGGCUGUCUCCGCAGGCAAAGACUCAGAUCCUUCCUGGAAGAAACCCAUUUACAAAAUUAUUUCCAAACUGGACAGUGACAUCCCAGAGAUAUUCAAAUCUUCCAGCUAUCCCCAGGAGCUGUUUCGGAAUUAAGGUCCCACAAAGUGAGGAGCGACUGGCCUGGGUUUCCUGGGUUUAUCUUACAUGGCAGUCAGUACAGCUGUAGUCAUAUAAAAAGAGCAUAAGGAGAAACCCCUCAAAUAGGUACCAUUACCAUUUUUGAUCAUUUAUUUCCUUUUCCAGAAUUACCAGAGGUUUAACAUUAACUAUAAAAUAUUGUAAAAGGAACACAACAGUUUGGAACCAGAAGAAUCUCCACUCCACUGUUUCCAGGUAUCAUGACCCUGGGAACUUGCAGGUGUCUCUGCAUCUGUAAAAUGAGGUUGUAAGGAUAAAAAGACAUGUCCUAAAGUGCUCUGUGAAAUGUUUCUCACUACACAAAUGUUAUUUUUUUUUCUCCUUCAUCUUUCAGAUAAGGCUAUCUUAUUUAGGGUUUUUAUACAUUGCUGUUUUGAGUUACCUAUUUAUCAAGCUCCACUUAUUUGCAAGACACUUUCAAAUACAUUACCUUUAAGCUUUUUACCCUGAAACAUUUUUAAAACAACCAAACAGAAGUUUUAGAACUGUAAGAUACGUCGCCAAAGGCUAUGAGGCUAGGGCAUUUGGGUUGGUAGGGGCAGUCAGGAGUGUGGAGGAACCCAUGGCCUUCUGAUGCCAGGCUGCGUGUGGACCACCUCAUGCUGCCGCCCAUGCUCUCACACAGGCCACCAUCCCCGGUGAGCAUCCAGCACUGAUGCGGCACUAUCUUCUGACAACCCCUGCCUGGCACUUAGGAGUGCUUCAUCACCCGGAUGUCCACUGAUCGUUCCAGCAAAGCCGACACAAACUUCCUGCAGGACCUGAGUGUUGCUGUACAUUCACAUUUAUCUGCUGGAAGAGUUUAUCGGCUGAAUAACCCAAACAGUCUCUAGGUGACCAAUGCAAUUAAUGCCCCAACUUCCUAUGUGCAGAAGAAACUGAACUUCAGACCAUGAAAGCUAGAAGGGCCUUAGGGGCUCAUCUGGCCUACCCUACUUAAAAGAGGAAGGAGGAAACUGAAGCCCAGAUGGGAGGCUUUGCACAGACUAUGGAUGGCUUAAAUGGGACAAAUACAGCAUCACACAGAAAUGGAAAUUCUCCUGCUCUAUAAGGACAUUACAGCCCAUGGUCAAUCUUUCACAGAUAAAGGAAUUCAUGAAAUCAACAUUUCUUUCACCUACUGCUCCAACACAAAUUGUGACUUGCUCUGAGCAUAUAGGCAAGACAUCUGCAAAGCUGAGUAACUGUAUCUAGCUUCCCAGCUAGUCAGAAUCAAGUCUUUGAAAGCAUGCCAAAGGUGCGCAGGCCAGGAUAGGCGUCACACAGAGCUUGAGCUCUGUGUUCUGAUUAAGGGGUGUCUGUGACUUCAUUAGUUUACUUCUUUUCCCUCUGUGCAAAACAAGUUUCCACAUUUAACUACUCCACUUCCUUGACUUUUCAGGUCAGCUGGAUCAGAUAAGAUGAAAUCCCUAAAUUAUUGCUAGAUGUAUCAACAUAAAAAGGUAGGAAAGACGACUUUCUUUUGAAUUUUCUCUUACUCGGAGCAGCUAAGAGGAAAAACAAAACAAACAUACUCAGCCCAAACCAGUCUUUUUGGGUUGCUUUAAGGUUAUUUGUAAGUGUCCUUCAUCACAUCCAACUGCACUCAGAUGAUCUUUGCCCUGUUUUCUCCCACAAUGUUCUCUUUACAAAAAUGAAGGACUCCGCCAAACCUCAGUUUUAAAAGCAAGCAAGCACUGAGUAUCCUGAGCAAGGGCAAUCAGGCAUCUGUGUUUGGGGACAGAAGAACCUGCUGUCCAGAGUGACAUUACAUAGUUAUUUAAGACAUUCAUGGGAAACAAUUCCAAGUUCACAUGAUUGUCCAAUAUGAACAGCCACUUUCUGUCCCAAACCUGAAAUUCAUUAGUGUUUUAAACACUGAGCCAAGCCACCUCCAGGGCAGUGAACCUUGUCCCAGGGACCAAUUAGAUGAAAUGUACAAGCUCAAAUUGAAAACAUUUGGGUACUGCAGUCUUUCCAGGAAGUGUUCUCUAACCACUGAGCUAAACACACAAGAAUGCAUAAAUAUAUAUGCUCUGCCAACAGAUGAAUUCUAGUUUAUUAUAUUUUUCUGUUUCUACCAAGUAUGGUGGGAACGCAUUCGAGCAUAAGCUGAGAUGGUUAUUGUGUUCUUUUAGCAGUCAUAAUAUUGCCAAAGGUCUGCUUAUUCUUUCCAUCAAGGUGUAUGUGGAUACUAUUCUCUCCCAAAUUAGACAUGCUCAGUGUCUGGUCAAAUACUGCAUAAUUGUCCAAUCCUUCUUUGUUGGACAGUAGGGGCUGGACUGUGGUUUAAGAUGAUGGCACUACUGAGGACUUAAUGUCCAAUGAUCAAUUGAAAGCAGGCAGUUAAUUGGCAUUCCAUGCAGAAAAAAUGUUCAUUAGGACCCUUUAUUUCAAACAUGGUUGUAUAUAGUAUACACAGCUCCAGACUGGAUUCAUACGGUGAAAGGCGAAAGGCAUCUCCUAGGUAUAUAAGGGGUACCUGAGCCCUUUUCUUUCCAUCAGAGAAAGGGCAUACCUGGCAGCGAUAGCACAGCACUCUUUAAUAAAGUUCUGCAACCCAGACCCAGGGAGGUACACAGGUCCACUUUAAAAAAUUGUCUUUGUUUUCAAUGAUGUAAUAUAGAGUCCUCAGAAAAAAUAAUUUUAAAUAAGGCUUCCAUAACAUAAUUUUACAUGUGCCUUUAAGAAAAUAUUUCUUUUAAAAUCUUUAUAAAAUUUGCUGAAAUUUUGGUAACCAGUUUCCUGGAUGAAGUAUAUAUUCUAAAUGUUCAUAAUCUUUUUUUUUUUUUUUUAAGUGAAGUAUAGUUGAUGUUGUGUUAGUUUCUGGUGUACAGCAAAGUGUAAAUGUUCAUAAUCUUUGAUUCUAUCUUUUUUCUUUUAUAGUUUUGAACCUUUGCUCUGUAAAGCAGAUCAAACAUAGUUUGAUGAUGCAUGCAUUCAAAACAAAACAGAAAUUUUAAAAAUCCGUUGAUUUUUUACACAAACUCUAUUAGGUAAUUUGUAUUUCACAUAAUACAUGUGUAUUUGUAUUUCACACAAUGUAAGAUCAUUUUCUCAGGACUGAGAAAAUCAGAAAAGAUAAUGAGAUAAAGUGAUGAGGGGGAGAGCUAAAGUUACAGUUCUGUCAGGCUGAUGCUUGUGACAAUAUGGCAAAUACAAUACUUCUCAUUAAAGUAUAAACAUAUUCUUGGUCAGAUUUAAGUAUAUACAACACACACUGUAAAGACUGAGCUCUGGUUACAUAUUUGAGAGCAUUAAUAAUGCAUGCUCUAUCUCUGAGGUAGAUCAUGGUACCUACACUUAAAAAUGUGUACUAAGUGCUCACCCAUGGAAAAAGGUAAUUCAUGAAAAGGGUAUUUUUCAGGGGUCGACAAUUCCUAUAGACCAGAAGAAGCUUUUUCAGACUAUAUAAACCUAAAGAGUAUAACCAAGCGUCCAGGAGUUGAAUGCUCAAUCAUAUUCUUUUAGAAAACCAGAUGCUAGACCCCAAAGAAGGGAAUGUCUGAUGAAACGUUGAGGGCAGAUACAGACAACGAAAACAGUAUAGGAACACCCGCUCCAAACCCCACCAGUUUCACAUGUCCAUCUACUCACACUGAGCAGUCUGCCUUCUUUCACCAAGAGUCUUUCGGGGUUAUUUGUUUCUAACAAUCUUAUGCUUCACACUGACAAACUUUUGUUUUGCCAUUUCCGAAUUCUCCAGCAUCACCCCUCAAACAAACGUCAGGUCCUAGAGUCUUCCCUUAGAAAACCCUUUUUCUCCCCACAUUUACUGAUUUCUGUGGCUCAGACUCCUAUCUCCUUGACAACUGCUUCUCCUUAACUAAGUCUGAAAAGUAAGCAAGCACUGAGUACCUCAGGCA
Molecule: messenger RNA, 5684 nt
Organism: Balaenoptera musculus (blue whale)
Lineage: Eukaryota; Metazoa; Chordata; Mammalia; Artiodactyla; Balaenopteridae
Gene: PROX2
Product: prospero homeobox 2
Exons: 4
Coding region: 1-1794 (597 amino acids)
Biological process (GO): regulation of transcription by RNA polymerase II
Cellular component (GO): nucleus
Molecular function (GO): DNA-binding transcription factor activity, RNA polymerase II-specific; RNA polymerase II cis-regulatory region sequence-specific DNA binding
Source: RefSeq, a predicted model, not a curated record